AUGAGAUGCCUUACCCACCCACUGCUCAGGAGGUUGUUUGGUCUCUCCUCUUGGUGCCUGUCAAGGGGAUUGAGUCAAAGUCCUCUCCUCAGUCUGAAGAGGUCACCUCUGAGGCAGAGCUACAGUGAAAGACCUGGGUUUGUGACUGCUACUGAUGUGGUCAAGUACUGGCAGAAGGUGUUUGAGACCAAUGGGGUCCCUGAAGCACGAGAAUCCAGUGAAUAUAUUGUGUCAUUCGUCCUGGGAGCAAAAACAUUUCAGAGCUUGAAUUCCAAAAGCCUCCACACUCCGCUCACAGCAGUGCAGCAGGAACACAUCCAGCAGCUGAGCUACAAGCGAUUAGAAAGAAUGCCGGUGCAGUACGUGAUUGGUGAGUGGGACUUUCAGGACCUGACUCUGAAGAUGAGAGCCCCGGUAUUUAUUCCUCGGCCUGAAACAGAGGAUCUUGUCUCCUUAGUUGUGGAGGAAGAAUCUCAGAAAUGUGAGAAGAAUUCAGACCUCUGCUUCCAAGCUUCUGUCCCCCACCCUGUGAUCAUGGAGAUUGGCUGUGGCUCUGGAGCAGUUGCCCUGAGCCUGUUGUGCAAACUGCCACAGAGCCUGGUGAUAGCCAUAGAUAAAGAGGAGGCUGCUGUGGAUCUCACUAGGGAGAAUGCACAUAGGCUGCAGCUCCAGGAAAGGAUCCACAUUCUCCACCAUGAUGUUUCAUACAGUUCUACGAAGCAGCUGCUGCUCUGGGGCCCUGUAGACUUCAUAGUCAGUAAUCCCCCAUAUGUCUUCCAUCAAGACAUGGCUUCCUUGGACACAGAAAUCCUCUGCUAUGAGGACCUUGAUGCACUAGAUGGGGGAGAUGAUGGGAUGAGAGUCAUCAAAACAAUUCUGGCUCUGGCUCCUUCUCUUCUGAAGGAUUCUGGGAGUGUGUUUCUGGAAGUGGAUCCCAGACACCCAGAUAUGGUAGAGAACUGGCUACAGGCACACCCCAACUUACUGCUUGUCCUCCGUGCUGUUCACAAGGACUUCUGUGGCAAGCCUAGGUUUCUACACAUACAAAAACAAAGCAGAUGA
Indicator indicator is the source of this 1062-nucleotide messenger RNA. RefSeq names its product HemK methyltransferase family member 1 (gene HEMK1). NCBI's taxonomy places the organism in Eukaryota, Metazoa, Chordata, Aves, Piciformes, Indicatoridae. Gene Ontology annotation, cellular component: mitochondrion. The record is from RefSeq and is a predicted model, not a curated record. Bases 1 to 1062 code for a protein of 353 amino acids. Gene Ontology annotation, biological process: protein methylation. The transcript has 10 exons. Gene Ontology annotation, molecular function: protein methyltransferase activity; nucleic acid binding.